Molecule: messenger RNA, 1242 nt
Organism: Neoarthrinium moseri
Lineage: Eukaryota; Fungi; Ascomycota; Sordariomycetes; Amphisphaeriales; Apiosporaceae
Exons: 5
Coding region: 1-1242 (413 amino acids)
Molecular function (GO): oxidoreductase activity
Source: RefSeq, a predicted model, not a curated record
AUGGUGAUCUCGGUGAUCACUACUGCGGAGGUUGAGAGCCCAAGGCUCAUCCCCGGGAAACCUCAGAUUACGCUUCCGCACGCCGACACCUCAAACGGAAAAGCGGUGCCUAUCGAACACAGAUCAGACAGCAAUGUUGACUUUGGAGCUGAGGUUCACGGGAUUGACUUGAACAAUUUCACUGACGCAGACUUCAACUUCAUUCAUGAUGCUCUUCACCGACACAAACUUCUCGUCUUCAAGGAACAGCCACAGAUGUUGAAACCUCAACAACAAUAUCGUCUCACCGCAAGUUUUGAUCCCGAUGAAAAAACAGGAGGGUUUGCCCACGGCAAAGAUCCUUGGCUGACGUCCCACAAUGGAGUUGAUAUUUACGGCAUUCCUAAAAGACCAGCGAUACCUGUCCAGCCGCAGGUACAUAUCCUCGGGCGCGGCCAUCUGCCCGAAGGCCACUACGGUUUUCCACCUGGCUUCCAGGUCCAGGGAAUCAAUCAUGAGGAGUUCCACCUCCCACCCCACAUUCAUGUAGACGAACGAGAAAGGGGCGCUAGUCGCUUCUAUCAGUGGCACUUCGACGGAUCCCUUUACAACAUUCCCCCUCCCCGGGUUGGUUGCCUCCUGGCUGUGCGGACCCCCAAGGGCCCAGAUGUGACCGUUCGUUGGGAUGAUGGCACGGGCACGGAGAUGACCAUGGCUCCAGGAGCAACAGCGAUGGUGGCUGGCUCUCGUGCCCUAGCUCUGCUUGAUAACGACACUCGAAACUUGGUCAUGAAUAGCCGUAUAGAGUACGCACCCCAUGCAUUCGUGUGGAUGUCUACUGCACACAGUACUCGUCUCGGUCAUCUUCUCGAAACAGAAGGCCUUGAAAAGUCCCUGGACCAAUUGCCCGCAUGGGAACAAUCUAAGAUAUGCAUUUACCCGAUGGUUUGGACCAACCCUGUGACGGGCGAAAAAUCACUACAGGUGCAUGGACAAGGUGCGUUCAAGCUGUAUCUCAAGGAUGCGCCAAAUGGCGAAGAGAGAAUCGUAGAUGACUUGAAAGAGGUUCGGGCCUUCAUGCACAAGCUGAUGCGACCGGCAUUGAGUCCCGAGAACAUAUACGCACACCCCCAUGAGGAGCAGGAUGUAAUUUUGUGGUAUAAUCGAGCCCUGUGGCAUAGUAUCACCGAGUUCCCAAAAUCAUACGGAGAAAGAAUAAUGCACCAGUGCAACGUAGCAGCCAGCGACCAUCCUGUGCGUUAG